AAUAAUAAUUAUUUAAAGCGACUACAUUCUUAUAGUAAAUCCUAAACGUUAAAUAUAACCAUGUCGGAUGAUCUACCGGAGGAAUUCGAUUUAAUAGUCAUAGGCACAGGCUUCGCGGAGUCCUGCAUUGCCGCCGCUGCCAGUCGCAUAGGUAAAAAUGUCCUGCACAUUGAUUCCAAUGACUACUAUGGCGACGUUUGGAGCUCGUUUAGCUUGGAGGCAUUUAAUAAAUUAUUGGAGCAGCCAAGCAGCAGCGUGCGCAAUGGGAGUUACACCUGGCAUAAUGCGACUGAUGAGCAUGGACAGGAACAGGAGCAGGAGCACCAGGCAACGAGAUGGACACGCGAAUCGCUGCUAGAGAAGUCUCGUCGUUUUAGCCUGGAUCUAAGUCCACGUGUCGCCUAUUGCGCUGGCUCCUUGGUGCAAUUGCUUAUCAAGUCGAAUAUCUGUCGUUAUGCAGAAUUUCGCUCCUUGGAUCAUGUGUGUAUGCUGUACAACAAAGAACUCGUCUCAGUACCCUGUUCCCGCAGCGAUGUCUUUAAUACCAAAACUCUGACUAUGGUCGAGAAACGACUCCUGAUGAAGUUUCUGACCGCUUGCAAUGAUUACGGCGAAGAUAAAUGCAACGAGGAUUCGUUAGCGUUUCGCGGACGCACCUUUCUGGAGUAUUUGCAGGCACAGCGGGUGACGGAGAAGAUCUCCAACUGUGUGAUGCAAGCGAUUGCCAUGUGCGAUGCCAGCACCAGCUUCGAGACGGGCAUGGAGCGCACCCAGCGUUUCCUUGGCAGCCUCGGUCGCUAUGGCAAUACGCCCUUUCUGUUUCCCAUGUACGGCUGUGGCGAAUUGCCGCAAUGCUUCUGCCGUCUGUGCGCUGUUUAUGGCGGCAUCUAUUGCCUAAAGCGCAGCGUCGAGGAUAUCAAUUGGACGGAGAGCGAGCUGCUUGUGAGCAGCGCAGGGAAAACAUUGCGGGCAAAGCAUUUAGUUUCUGCUCCCUCUCAACUGCCAGCCACAUUGGCCACACACUUCGGAGACUCCGAACCGCGUUUAUCGAGAGGCUUGUUCAUUACCUCCAAGCCCCUGGGCAGCGAAGAGCUAAAUAAAGGAGGCGGAGGCGUCAAUUUCUUACGCUUGCUUACGACGAAUGGAGAGCGGGAGGCUUGCCUGAUACAACUCUCACACUAUUCGGGCGCAUGUCCAGAGGGUUUAUAUAUACUCCACUUAACGACGCCCGCAGUAAGCUCCAAUCCAGCAGGAGAUUUGGCUGACUUUGUGGCGCAGCUUUUUGAGCCGAACGCCAGCGAGAUCCUCUACAGUGCCUACUUUACAAUAGCCGCUCCAGCUGCCGAGAGUAUUGCAAACGCUGCCACGCCCAUCUACUGCACAGCGGGACCCGUCUACGAGCAGGAUUAUGAUGCGGCCAUAGAGAAUGCGCGUCACAUCUUCAGCCAGCUUUAUGAGAAUGAAGAGUUUCUGCCGCGAGCACCCGAUCCAGAGGAGAUUGUUGUCGAUGGCGAGGAUCCGAGUGCGCUAAAUGAGCACAGCCUGCCGGAGGAUUUGCGUGCACAGCUGCAGGACUUGGAGCAGGCAGCACAGCAAAUGGAUAUAGCGGAAUAACAGGGCAACGAGAAGAAUGAAGGAAGACAACUUUAUUAUUUAUUUAUUCAUCACUUUAUUGAGAAAACA
Messenger RNA from Drosophila arizonae, 1683 nucleotides. RefSeq names its product Rab escort protein (gene Rep). The record is from RefSeq and is a predicted model, not a curated record. Gene Ontology annotation, cellular component: Rab-protein geranylgeranyltransferase complex; cytosol; cytoplasm. Gene Ontology annotation, biological process: small GTPase-mediated signal transduction; intracellular protein transport; protein geranylgeranylation. Gene Ontology annotation, molecular function: GDP-dissociation inhibitor activity. Lineage: Eukaryota; Metazoa; Arthropoda; Insecta; Diptera; Drosophilidae.